AUGUCAUUCAGUUUAUCUGUUGCCGGAAAGGCUCCAAAUGUUCCUUAUCCUGUAUUAAUUGCAGUUCAAUUUAUCAACUCAAGUGAUGUUGAUGUGUCGAUCCCAAUUGAAUUUGUUGAUGACAAAACCGUUGAUUCUAAGGAAUCGAUCAAAUUGGUUACACCAGGUGGAGAAACUUUUAUUGAUCAGUUAGAUGCUUUGGAUUAUUUGUCACAAACUUUACCUGAAUUGUUACCGGAAAGAAGCAAAUCCCAGGAAUGGAUCAAAUUUGCCUUGACCAAAUUGUAUGUCAAGAAUUUCAAAGAAUUGGCAGUUGAUUUGGAAAAACUUGAUCAUCACUUGAACUUCCGUUCAUUUAUUGUUGGCUACCAAUACUCGUUAGCCGAUAUUGCCAUUUGGGGUGUUUUGAGAGCCAAUGCGUUGAUGGGCUCGGUUAUCAAAAAUGGUGUUUACGCUAAUAUUUCCAGAUGGUACAAUUUGUUGGCCGAUGACAAAAGAUUUGAAGGUUCUGUUGAGUUAAUGACUAAAUCAUUGGCAGAAUUGAGAAAAGCUGCUAAAUCGGCCAAGACUGCUGCUGCCGGUGGUAAGAAGGAAGCCCACAAGGCCAGUUUUGAAAUUGACUUGCCCGGGGCUGAAAUGGGUAAAGUUGUCACUCGUUUCCCACCAGAACCAUCUGGUUAUUUGCAUAUUGGUCAUGCCAAAGCUGCCGUUUUGAAUGAAUAUUUUGCCCAUAAAUUCAACGGUAAGUUAAUUAUCAGAUUUGACGAUACCAACCCAACUAAGGAAAAAGUUGAGUUCCAAGAUUCUAUUAUUGAAGAUUUAGAAUUGUUGGGUAUUAAAGGUGACCAAGUGACUUACUCUUCAGACUAUUUCCAAACCAUGUACGACUUGGCUGUUAAGAUGAUCAAAGACGGUAAUGCUUAUUGUGACGACACUCCAGUUGACACCAUGAGAGAACAAAGAAUGGUGGGUGAUGCAUCAGCAAGAAGAGAAAGGUCUGUUGAAGAAAACUUGAGAAUUUUCACUGAGGAAAUGAAGAAUGGGACUGAAGAAGGGUUGAAAAAUUGUUUGAGGGCCAAGAUUGAUUACAAGGCUCCAAACAAGGCGUUGAGGGAUCCGGUUAUUUACAGAUGUAACUUGACACCUCAUCACAGAACUGGCACUGAAUGGAAGAUGUACCCAAUUUAUGAUUUCUGUGUUCCUGUUGUUGAUUCGAUUGAAGGGGUCACCCAUGCCUUGAGAACCAACGAAUACAGAGACCGUAAUCCGCAAUAUGAAUGGAUGCAAAAAGCUUUGGGUUUGCGUCCAGUUGCUAUUUGGGAUUUCGGAAGAGUUAACUUUGUUAGGACUUUGUUGUCAAAGAGAAAGUUGCAAUGGUUUGUUGACAAGAAUUACGUUUCCAACUGGGAUGAUCCAAGAUUCCCAACUGUUAGAGGGGUUAGAAGAAGAGGUAUGACAGUUGAAGGGUUGAGAAAUUUCAUUAUUUCACAAGGUCCUUCAAGGAACAUUAUUAACUUGGAGUGGUCAGUUAUUUGGGCCAUGAACAAAAAGAUCAUUGAUCCUGUUGCGCCAAGAUUCACUGCUGUUGAUGCCAAGAACGUUGUACCAGUGAGAUUAUUAAACGGGCCAAAAGAACCAUACACUGAAUCGAAACCUAAACAUAAAAAGAACCCCGAGGUUGGUAACAAGGAUGUUAUUUUUGCUGCUCAAGUUUUGAUUGACCAAGAAGAUGCUGAUUUGAGUGAAGGUGAAGAAGUUACUUUUAUGGACUGGGGUAAUAUUAUUGUUUCCAAAGUCAACAAAGAAGGUGAUGUUGUUAAAUCAGUUGAAGCCAAUUUACAUUUGGAAGGUGAUUUCCGUAAGACUUCUAAGAAGAUUACUUGGUUGGCUGAUACCAAAGAUAAAGUUGAAAUUGAUAUGGUUGAUUUCGAUCAUUUGAUUACUAAAGACAAGUUAGAUGAAAAUGACAAUUUUGAAGAUUUCAUUACUCCGGAAACUGAAUUCCACACUAAAGGGUUUGCUGAUUUGAAUGUUGGAAAAUUGAAGGCUGGUGAUAUUAUUCAAUUUGAAAGAAAAGGUUACUUUAGAGUAGAUAAGCCAUAUGAUGGUAAACCGGCUGUGUUGUUUACUAUUCCAGAUGGUAAAGCGGUUUCUAGAUACGGUGCCAAAAAAUAG
This is a messenger RNA of Candida dubliniensis CD36, 2175 nucleotides long. It is a transcript of the gene GUS1, whose product is annotated as glutamate--tRNA ligase. The record is from RefSeq and is a predicted model, not a curated record. Gene Ontology annotation, biological process: translation; glutamyl-tRNA aminoacylation. Gene Ontology annotation, cellular component: methionyl glutamyl tRNA synthetase complex; cytosol; cytoplasm. Gene Ontology annotation, molecular function: glutamate-tRNA ligase activity; ATP binding. Lineage: Eukaryota; Fungi; Ascomycota; Pichiomycetes; Serinales; Debaryomycetaceae. Bases 1 to 2175 code for a protein of 724 amino acids. The transcript has a single exon.